GUUUGAAGAUGAAUUAAACCCCCUUCUAAUUUUGCGGGUCUCAGCAUGGAAACGUGGAUCAAUGUGACAACAACAACAACAAUAAAAGUAGCCGCUGUAGCUGCUAUAUACGACUGGUUCCUGCAAUUUCGCGGCUCUGAUGCCAAAUCAAAUCGAAUCGAAUUGAAUUGUCCCCGCUAACUGAACAGUCUUAGCUGCGAGUAUGAUCGAGCGCUGCUGAAUUCGUUUCAAGCGACAGGAAUUUGGGGAUGGAGACGUGGUGGCGGCGGCGCCGCAACAUCGAGGAGUUCUCGAAGGGGUAUUACGGGGUGUGUGCGGCGGGAGGAAUGCUCAGCGCCGGAGCUACGCAUCUCGCCAUCACCCCUCUCGAUGUGUUGAAGGUUAACAUGCAGGUGAAUCCAGUGAAAUAUAAUGGCAUCAUAUCAGGGUUCAGUACUCUUUGCCGAGAAGAAGGUGCUUCGGCUCUUUGGAGAGGUUGGUCUGGAAAACUUAUUGGUUAUGGUGUACAAGGUGGAUGCAAGUUCGGUCUCUACGAAUAUUUCAAGAAACUAUACGGUGAUCUACUGGUGAAUCAGAACAAGGGUGUCAUAUUCUUCCUCAGCGCUGCAUCUGCUCAGGUCUUUGCUGACAUUGCUCUCUGCCCUUUUGAAGCUGUCAAAGUCCGAGUUCAGUCGCAGCCAAGUUUUGCCAAUGGCUUGGCUGAUGGAUUUCCUAAAGUUUACACUAAAGAAGGGUUUUACGGAUUGUACAGAGGACUGCUUCCGCUCUGGGGCCGUAACCUUCCAUUCUCCAUGUUCAUGUUCACGACGUUUGAGCACUCUGUGGAUCUAAUGCAUCGCAAAGUUAUACGAAGAAAGAGAGAAGAUUGCUCGAUACCCCAGCAACUAGCUGUGACGUGUCUAGCUGGGUAUUCAGCUGGGAUUGUUGGUGCUGUGAUCUCCAAUCCUGCUGACAACAUAGUUUCAUCUCUUUACAACAAAAAGGCUGCAAGCAUACUGCAGGCGAUAAAGAAGAUCGGGCUUGCCAAUCUGUUCACUAGAAGUCUCCCCGUUAGAAUUGCAACGGUGGGUCCGGUCGUUACGUUGCAAUGGUUUUUCUACGACAGCAUCAAAAUGUUCACGGGACUACCUGCGAGCGGAACUAGUUGGCGGCUAUCAUCGGGUGGACAACAAAUGGACCAAAAAUGAAGCUUGGGGAAGGAGGAGAAAUAACAGCUUUAAAUUUCUUCUUUUUAGAUAAUUUUAUUUUUUAACCUACUUGGAAAGUGACGUUUGGGUAAUUUGAAUGAUAAAUUUAAAGUUAGGUUUAUAUUAA
Salvia splendens (bonfire salvia) is the source of this 1314-nucleotide messenger RNA. Its product is annotated as mitochondrial phosphate carrier protein 1, mitochondrial. Gene Ontology annotation, cellular component: mitochondrial inner membrane. Gene Ontology annotation, biological process: mitochondrial phosphate ion transmembrane transport. The transcript has 6 exons. Gene Ontology annotation, molecular function: phosphate transmembrane transporter activity. The record is from RefSeq and is a predicted model, not a curated record. NCBI's taxonomy places the organism in Eukaryota, Viridiplantae, Streptophyta, Magnoliopsida, Lamiales, Lamiaceae. The coding region runs from base 249 to 1187 and encodes 312 amino acids.